Messenger RNA from Candidozyma auris, 450 nucleotides. RefSeq lists its product as uncharacterized. The record is from RefSeq and is a predicted model, not a curated record. The transcript has a single exon. Bases 1 to 450 code for a protein of 149 amino acids. Lineage: Eukaryota; Fungi; Ascomycota; Pichiomycetes; Serinales; Metschnikowiaceae.
AUGAAGCUCUCUAUCGUUGCCGUCGCUGGUCUUGCUGCAGUUGCCGCUGCCGCUGACACUUCGCUCACCGUCACGAAGGUUGUUACUGCUAACGGUGCUACCUACACCAAGACAAGAACUGAGAAGUACACUGGUCAGGCCACCACCACGCCCACUUCUGGUACUUACACCACCACCAUCGUUAUUGAGGGUGAAGAUGCCACUUACACAAAGACCGCCACCGAGACCUACGGUUUGGUGUCUGUGUCCACCACACACUUGACUGUCAAGCAGGAUUCUGCCACUUAUACCAAGACUCUCUCUACCGCUGUGCCUAACAGCUCUGCCAUCUCGAGCGCUAAGUCUGUCGCCCUGACCCACACUGAGUCUUCUUCGUCUACGGGUGGCGCUGGGCAUGUGGCUGCUGUUGGUGGUGUUGCUGCUGCUGCCGCUGCCGUGAUGCUCUUGUAA